AUGGAGGAACUCAUCCCAGGAACUCUUCGACUCUUCGACGAGCAUGGCCGUCCGCUCGUCACGGAUGGAACAGGACUGAAGAAGCACGGCGACAUCGUGCUCGUGCCUCAGCCCACCGACUCGCCGAAUGAUCCUCUUCAUUGGUCCCUGUCGCGAAAGAUCUGGCACAGUGUGUUGGUCUGUUUCGUCACGGCAUUAACGGCAGCGACUUCCAACGAUGCAGGUGCAGCUCAAUACAACGAGAAUUUGGAGCUGGGUAUCAGCUAUGGGUCCUUCAACACAGGCGCCGGUAUCCUUUUCGCCGCGAUUGGCUACUGGUGUCUGCUGUCGUCUCCUGUGGUAUACUUAUACGGCCGUCGGAUUCUCUAUCUUGUCUGUAUGUUGUUUGGCAUGAUUGGUGGUAUCUGGUUCGCCAAAGGCCAAAAUACCAGCGAUGCUAUCUGGAAUCAGUUAUUUGUCGGUGCAUCCGAGUCAGUGGCUGAAGCUACUGUCCAGUUGUCACUGAUGGACCUGUGGUUCCAGCAUCAACGCGGUUCAGUGCUGGGUGUGUACGUUCUAGCGACAAGUGUCGGAACAUACCUUGGUCCGCUGAUUGCAAGUUACAUCGCCGACAGCAGCCUGGGCUGGCGAUGGAUCGGCUGGUUCGGUGCCAUCUUCUCGGGUGCCACAUUCCUCGUCUUUCUCUUCGGCUUGGAAGAAACCGCCUUUCAAAGACCCAAAUACUUGAUCAAUGGAGGAGACCAGUAUCUCAUUGACGGAGUCAAUAGAGCCGCAAGCAACAACUCAGGGGACGCUUCAGCCGAACCAGGCAAGGAAAAGAUUGCUGGAACACCCGGCCAAACCCCUUCGACUUUGGAGCGUUCCACUGGGGCAGAUGAUAGACCAAAGUCAUACUGGGAACGCCAUCGUAUAAUCACGCCAGCGCCUAACCUCAAAGGCACCGGCUUCAAGCAAUACUUCCAGCGCCUGUGGCACAUUCUUGGGGUUUUUGGCUUUCCGGCCGUGUGGUAUUCUGGAUUGCAAUGGGGAGCACAAGAUGCGUGGCUAACCUUCUACUUGACGGUGAUGGAAGACAACUGGUAUGGACCACCCUGGAAUUAUUCCGACGCCGCAGAUGGAAACAUGAAUAUUCCCUGCUUGAUUGGAGCUGUUAUUGGGUGUUUCUACGGCGGUUGGGGCAGCGACAAGUUUGUCCAGUGGAUGGCAAAACGGAAUGGCGGCAUUAUGGAAGCUGAGCAUCGAUUAUGGUUGCUCUUCCCUACAGCUUGCAUUUUCCCCGUCGGCCUUUGGAUCUUCGGUGUAGGUACAGCCUACGGGUGGUCGUGGCCGGCUCCCUAUGUCGGUCUCGGGUUCAUCGGGUUCGGCUGGGGAUGCGCCGGUGACUUGAGUAUGGCAUAUCUGAUGGACGCCUAUCCCGAGAUGGUGUUGGAAGGCAUGGUGGGCGUGGCGACCAUCAACAACUCGAUCGCCCUGGUGUUUACUUUCACUGCUUCGGACUGGAUUGCCGCGAGCGGAGUCAAGAACACGUUCAUCGCCAUCGGCGUUCUGUCCUUUGUCUUUCUGAUGACAACCCUGCCCAUGAUCCUUUGGGGCAAGAAGGCUCGACGCUGGACGCGAGGCCGAUAUCAGAGAUUCUUGGAAAGUCGAGACGGAUUUGACUGA
Exophiala spinifera is the source of this 1662-nucleotide messenger RNA. RefSeq lists its product as uncharacterized. Gene Ontology annotation, biological process: transmembrane transport. The transcript has a single exon. The coding region runs from base 1 to 1662 and encodes 553 amino acids. Gene Ontology annotation, molecular function: transmembrane transporter activity. The record is from RefSeq and is a predicted model, not a curated record. Lineage: Eukaryota; Fungi; Ascomycota; Eurotiomycetes; Chaetothyriales; Herpotrichiellaceae.